CUCCUGCCCAGGCCCAGAUCAUCCAUGCUGGGCAGGCAUGUGUUGUAAAGGAAGAUAACAUCAGUGAAAGAGUGUACACUAUUCGGGAAGGUGACAUCCUUGUUCUGCAGUGUUUGGUUACAGGGCACCCACGGCCACAGGUGAGGUGGACCAAAACUGCUGGCAGCGCUUCGGACAAAUUCCAGGAGACAUCGGUGUUAAAUGAGACCCUUCUGAUUGAGAAGAUCCACAGGCUUCAGGGGGGUCGUUAUUACUGUAAAGCAGAGAACGGGGUUGGGGUCCCUGCCAUCAAGUCCAUUCGAGUAGAUGUGCAGUAUUUGGACAAGCCCGUCCUUACUGUCCAUCAAACUAUCAGUGAUGUCCGUGGGAGUUUUUAUCAUGAGAAGACAGUCUUCCUUCGAUGCACAGUCAGCUCUAAUCCACCUGCUCGCUUCAUCUGGAGAAGGGGUUCCGAGACUCUUUCCCAUAGUCAGGAUAAUGGAGUGGAUAUCUAUGAACCAUUGUACACAGAGGGGGAAACAAAAGUUCUGAAACUGAAAAAUCUACGACCCCACGACUAUGCCAGUUAUACAUGCCAGGUAUCUGUCAGAAAUGUGUGUGGCAUCCCUGAUAAGACAGUCACAUUCGAGCUUACCAACACAACUGCUCCACCAGCUCUAAAACUAUCUGUGAAUGAGACUUUAGUGGUAAAUCCAGGGGAUAAUGUUACCAUAUACUGUUCGUUAACAGGCGGGGAUCCUUUGCCUCAGGUAGUCUGGUCUCACUCACCUGGUCCUAUGCCUCUGAACAGCCUGAUUCAAGGGGGCAACCUUACCAUCUGGGGCAUUCAAACCGAAGAUUCAGGUUAUUACAACUGUACAGCCAUCAACAAUGUUGGGAAUCCAGCCAAGAAGACAGUGAACCUAUUGGUGCGAUCCAUGAAGAAUGUAACAUUCCAGAUCACUCCUGAUGUCAUCAAAGAGAGUGAAACCAUCCAGCUAGGGCAGGACCUGAAGCUCUCAUGCCAUGUGGAUGCUGUCCCCCAAGAAAAAGUUUUCUACUUCUGGUACAAGAAUGGGAAGCUGGCCAAAUUCUCAGAUCGGGUAGUUGUCAUCAAGAAUGACCCGGAACUUCCCCCCGUGACAAGCAGCCUAGAGAUAAUUGAUCUCCGUUUCACUGAUUAUGGUACAUACCUGUGUGUGGCAUCUUUCCAAGGAGCACCCAUCCCUGACCUGAGUGUCGAGGUGAACAUUUCUUCAGAAACAGUGCCUCCAACGAUCAUGGUGCCCAAGGGUCAAUCCAUCAUUACUGUCCGUGAAGAUUCGAGAGCAGAGUUACAGUGUGAAGUCCGAGGGAAACCCAAACCUCCUAUCAUCUGGUCCAGAGUUGAUAAAGAGGCUCCUAUGCCUUCGGGAACCAUGACAGUGGAGUCAAAUGAUGGGAAGCUGCAUUUUGAGAAGGUGACUCAAAAAAUGAGUGGGAUUUACAAAUGCCAGACAGCCAGAUACAAUGGCUUCAACAUUAGACCCCGAGAAGCCCUGGUGCAACUCAACGUACAGUGUGAGUAUAAAUGA
Molecule: messenger RNA, 1553 nt
Organism: Protobothrops mucrosquamatus (brown spotted pit viper)
Lineage: Eukaryota; Metazoa; Chordata; Lepidosauria; Squamata; Viperidae
Product: MAM domain-containing glycosylphosphatidylinositol anchor protein 1
Exons: 7
Biological process (GO): homophilic cell-cell adhesion
Cellular component (GO): plasma membrane
Source: RefSeq, a predicted model, not a curated record